Messenger RNA from Lepus europaeus (European hare), 960 nucleotides. RefSeq names its product olfactory receptor 5J3-like. Gene Ontology annotation, molecular function: odorant binding; olfactory receptor activity; G protein-coupled receptor activity. The transcript has a single exon. Gene Ontology annotation, cellular component: membrane. The record is from RefSeq and is a predicted model, not a curated record. NCBI's taxonomy places the organism in Eukaryota, Metazoa, Chordata, Mammalia, Lagomorpha, Leporidae. Gene Ontology annotation, biological process: G protein-coupled receptor signaling pathway; sensory perception of smell. Bases 1 to 960 code for a protein of 319 amino acids.
AUGACUCCAGGAGAACAAGCCCUUGCCAGUGGCAACUACACCCCUGUCACAAAGUUCAUCUUGCUGGGAUUCUCCAAUUACCCAGACAUCCAGGAGCUUCUCUUCAGAACGUUCCUGCUCAUCUAUGCCAUGACAGUGGUGGGCAACCUGGGGAUGAUGUCGCUCAUCUUCACAGAAUCCCGUCUCCACAGCCCCAUGUAUUUCUUCCUCAGCGUUCUCUCUUUUCUUGAUAUUUGCUACUCUUCUGUAGUUACACCCAAGCUCUUGGUCAACUUUCUGGCCUCCGACAAGUCCAUCUCAUUUGAGGGCUGUGUGGUCCAGCUGACUUUCUUUGUUGUGCAUGUGACAGCUGAAAGCUUCCUGCUGGCCUCCAUGGCCUAUGACCGCUUCAUGGCCAUCUGCCACCCCCUCCAUUAUGGUUCUAUCAUGACCAAGAGGACCUGUCUGCAGCUGGUGGCUGCUUCCUAUGCAUUUGGAGCAGUUAACUCUGCUAUCCAGACUGGAAAUGUCUUUGCCCUGCCUUUCUGUGGGCCCAACCAGGUAGCACACUACUUCUGUGACAUCCCACCCCUUCUCCACCUGGCCUGUGCCAACACAGCCACAGCAGAGGUGGUCCUCUAUAUCUUCUCUGCUCUGGUUACCCUUCUGCCUGCCACAGUCAUCCUUGUGUCCUACAGCUUGGUGUUGGUGGCCAUUGGGAAGAUGCACUCAGCAGCUGGGCGGGAGAGGGCUCUCUCCACAUGCACCUCCCACUUCCUGGCCAUUGCCAUUUUCUAUGGCACUGUGGUUUUCACCUAUGUCCAGCCCCAUGGAUCCAUUCAUGACAGCAAUGGCCAAGUAGUGUCCAUCUUCUACACCAUCAUAAUUCCCAUGCUCAACCCCUUCAUCUACAGCCUCCUCAACAAGGAGGUAAAGAACGCCCUACAGAGAAAGCUCCGAGUCAACGUCUUUCCCUGCUGA